This is a messenger RNA of Pogona vitticeps (central bearded dragon), 3863 nucleotides long. The record is from RefSeq and is a predicted model, not a curated record. NCBI's taxonomy places the organism in Eukaryota, Metazoa, Chordata, Lepidosauria, Squamata, Agamidae.
CCCCCCCCGGCCUGUUACCGAGGCCGCGAAGUCGCGUAGCAACGGCGACGAAGGUCGGGGCGCGGCCUCGCAGCGUGGGGCGUGCCGGGAGUUUUGCCAGGGCCUGGUUGGGGUUCCUGCGGAGGGUUGCCAUGCAGGGCUCUAUGGUCCGCCGUACGCAAGAGCUGCUGGGGCGAGUGAUUCGGAAGCCGCCCCUCACGGAGCGCCUGCUCAGCAAGCCCCCCUUCCGCUAUCUGCACGACGUGAUAGGGGAGGUAAUUAGAUCAACUGGUUUCAUGAGAGGCCUGUACACAGAUGAAGAGAUGAAAUCUGAUAAUGUCAAGGAUAAAGAUGCAAAAAUCAGCUUCCUGCAGAAAGCCAUUGAUGUUGUCAUCAUAGUGACAGGGGAACCCUUGGCGGUGAAACCAGCACGUAUUGUUGCUGGACAUGAACCUGAAAGAACAAAUGAACUGCUCCAAGCAAUUGCCAAAUGCUGUCUAAAUAAGCUAUCCAGUGAUGAAGCUGUUAAAAAAGUCCUUACUGGGGAGAAACCAGAUAUCAAAGGAAAGACUCCAUCUAGUAAACACCUAAACAGAGACUCUAGAACAGAGGAACAGAGGUCCCAUAAAGAGGGAAGAGGUGACUGUGAAAUAAAAGAGAAGAACACAGAUCAAGACCAAAAAUCCAGAGAAGAGUUAAAAGAGGAAGAGAGCAAACGAAAGGAAAAAGAAAGCGACAAACAUAAAGAUCAUGCAAACCGUCAAAAAAAUCUUGAUAAAGACAAUUUUAAAGAAGGUGAAAAGCCUGAAAAAGAAAGAACCAAGAACAGAUCAUCCAAGCAGGGAAGAGAAGCUGAGAAAAUUAAAGACAAAGAAAAAGGAGAUGUUGAAGGAGAAAAAGACCAACGUGAUAAAGAAAGAGAAAGAGAAAGGAAACAACAUGAGGGAGGAAGAGAAAAAGAGAGAUCAAGAGAAAAAGACAAAGAGAGGGGGAGGGACAAGGAUAAGGAGCAUGAAAAGACCAAAGAAAGAGGAAAGGAUAAAGAAAAAGACAAGCGAAGGGAGCGAGGCAAAGACGUGGAGUCAUCAAGAGAGCAAAGAAAAGACCAAGAUAAAAAGGCCCCAGAAUCUGAGGAGAAUGUGACUAAAAGAUCUGUGGAACAAUCUGCAAAAGAUAAUGCUGGGCCAGAUAAAGAAUCCAAAGAUUCAAUCAGGAGCUCCAAACAUAACUCAUGUUUUUUCAUGUUAGGACGAAGGGAAGCUAGUAAAAGUUUAUCUAGUGUUGCAGUUGAAGGAACAGGUAACGUAUUAAAAGAGAAAGUUGAGCAAGUUAUUACAGCCCAAGAGCCAGGAAUAAUGGGAGCAAAUAGCUUUGCAGCUAGACUUGCACAUGAAAAACCAGCAACUAUUUUACAAGGAAAAGCUGAAGCAGAACUUUCAGUAAAGCAGAGAGGUGAAUCAUCCAGUGAUGCAGAGGGUGAUGUUCUGAACCCUGCUGCCAGUGAAAAGAUAAUUGUUCCUGAGAAUACUGAAAUUGCUAAUGAACCUCCUCCCCAAGUUACUCAAAGAAGAUUACCAAGACCCAACAGUGCAAGGCCAGCUCCUCCCAGGAUAAAACGCCAAGAAAGUACAGACGCUUUAGUGCCAGAGAGAAAUGGAAGUGCCAAAAUCAUGUCAAAUGUAAUUAUAGAUAAAGAGGAAGAGGAGGAGGAUGACCAGUUUGUGGUAGAAGCAGCACCACAGUUACCUGAAAUAACAGAAAUGGCAAUGGAGGCAACAGUAGAGCUGGAGGAAGAUGAAAAGCACGGUGGGCUUGUCAAAAGAAUAUUGGAAACGAAGAAAGAUUAUGAAUUAUCACAGUUGCCAAAAUCUGCUGAGAAGGAGAAGCCACUUCUAUCAGAAGCAGCAAGGAGAAAAGAGAAAGACCUAGUAGCAAAAGAAAUAGAUAAAUUCCGUGGAUCCAUUCAGGCUCUUUGUCGGAGUGCUCUCCCUCUUGGAAAAAUCAUGGACUAUAUUCAGGAAGAUGUUGAUGCCAUGAAGAAUGAGCUCCAGAUGUGGCAGAAGGAAAAUAAACAACUUGAAGAGGCCCUACAGAAGGAACAAGGUAUCACAGAUGGUGUGGUAGAACCCCUGAAAGCAGAACUUGCCGAAUUGGACCAGUUGAUCAAAGAUGAGCAAGACAGAAUUUGCGCAAAAAGAGCUAACAUUUUAAAGAAUGAAGAAAAAAUUCAGAAGAUGAUUCAUAAUAUUAAUUCAAGAAGGUGAAAAACAGAAGGACAUGGGACUGGAAUUUUCUUUUCUACUAAACAGAAAUGAGAAAGAAACAAUGUUAUAGUGUGUGGGUACAAAACUGUUGCAUUCAAUAGCACAUGCAUUUUUAAGUUAAUUGAUUCACAUGGUUGUGCGUGACAUUGGAAUAUUGAUACCAUUUAGAUGAAAUUUUCCAUUCAUUCAGUGUUUGAAUUCAAUGGAAAAUAUUCAUUGGGUUGAAAUCCUGUUGGCAGAAGUUGUGCUGUGUAAGGCUGUCUUGUGAUUAUUCAGAAUUUGAACAUUUCCAAUCAUCCUCCCUAGGUCUCGAAGCUCCCUUGGAAUCCCUUUCAUUAUGGGGAAGCCAUUGGGGGCCAUGGGACUGGGAGCAGAGGAGUCUUUCAUUUCCAAAAGACUGCCACAGCUGAUGACAUACCUUACAUGGCGUACGUUGCAGCAGAAUUUGAGCCAUUAUACUUAAACCCUCUUGAUAAAUUUUCUCUUCUUGUUGACAGAAGUUACUUUCCUGAUUCCUUUAUGCCUGUAUCCUGUGAUACACUCUAUACGUUCAUUGCUGCUGUAUGUAGCAUUCUGAACAAAGAGAAGCAGUUCUGCUUCAGUCAUUGAAAUACGAAGUUUGGGGAGUUAGUAGUGGUUAGAGUGAGCUGGAACAUUUCUGGUGUUGGCAGACCCUGUAUGAAGAAACAUGUAAAGGACUUCUUAUAGACUAAGAAAAAAAAUCUGUUUACUUCUGUUUCCUCAACUCUUACAACAUGUAAGAGAACAAAAGAAAUGUAGCCAAAUAUGUUAAUUACUGUUGUAUGGCCUUGAUUUACCUGAAAAUGGGUGAUUUAAAUAACAGUUUUUCUGAUGGUCGUGGGUUUUUGGAUCUAAACAGUUUUUCUCCCCAUAAAUAAGCAGUCAUUUAUAGUUUCAGAGCCAAUCAUUCAGAGAAUUAUUAAUCAAGGAGGAGACACAAUUAUGGAUGUAUGGUCUGGUUUUUGUCACAUAUAUCAGUAUCUUUUUGAACUAGGAAAUGGGGCAAAAAUGAAAAUUCUCAGUUCUUCUAAGAUGUGGUCCACUGCUGGGCCAGCUGAUCACCUCUCUCAGUUGUCCUUUUUUCUUUUUCAUUGAAAUUAUUGACUUGUAAUGAGAUCAUUUUUGCACUAGGUGGCACUUGAAGCUGGUGCUGUAUUCCAUCCAUCCCCUCAUUCAUUGAUGGUGAAUGCUACUCUGCUAAUUACAAACAAAACAACAUGCAUACAUUUUUAAACAUUGUGUUUAUAUGUUUUAUAUAAGAUUGAUGAGAUUACAAUCUGCCAUGUACUGAAAUCACACAUAACUCUUGACAUGUGCAUUAACUUCUUUAUCAGAGAUCAACCUUAGUGUUGUCAUUUGUGGCAAAAUCUACAGCUUUACAGAAUGUGUAAGUUCUUGUUAUAUCCUUUUAUGGGUUGUUUCUCUUCACAGGAAGUGAGGUAGCACAAAUGGAAGGACGGGUCCCUCACCAUCACCCUUUAUUUCUCUCAUGUGCAGUUGCCACUGUGUAAGGUAAAGAAUACAAGUUUGAUUACAUGUGUCAUCACUCAUGGAAACUUUUUCAAAAAGAAAAAUGUGAAUAAAGUUUUGAGUGUGUCU